Soboliphyme baturini is the source of this 1458-nucleotide messenger RNA. Lineage: Eukaryota; Metazoa; Nematoda; Enoplea; Dioctophymatida; Soboliphymatidae. The record is from the annotation of a GenBank genome assembly.
AUCGUUGCAGUUUUACGGCGUCGCUGCUCAACCGCAUGUAUUCAUAAGCUAUUCAACAGUGCCGAUGAUGCGGUGAAUGACGUAGUUUCUGGUGCUAAAAUCCUUACAGGAGGUUUUGGUUUGUGUGGAAUGCCACAAACUUUGUUCAAAGCAUUAGCUGCCAAAAAUGUCAAGGACCUUACCAUAAUUGGUACUAGCUGUGGCCUGAACAAUUAUGGUCCAGAACGGCUUAUAAAAAAUAAUCAGGUGAAGAGAGUUGUGACUACGUACGUAGUUGGCAACCAAGAAGUUAUUCGCCGAUAUUUUGCUGGUAGCUUGGAACUUGAAAUGAUUCCCACGGGUACGUUGGCGGAGAGAAUACGUGCCGCGGGUGCAGGCGUACCCGCCUUCUACUGUCCAGUGGGGUCGUCCACAUUAGUCGAAGAAGGUGGAUGGCCGGUUAAAUAUAACGAUAAAGGAGAGGUGACUGAAAUUACCGACAGGAAAGAAAAGCGAAUUUUCAACGGGGUACCAUAUUUACUAGAAGAAGCUCUGUUUGGUGACGUCGCGUUCGUCAAGGCGUGGAUGGCAGACACAGACGGAAAUCUCGUCUUCAGGAAAACAGCGAGGAACCUCAAUCCCGACGUGUGUAAGGCGGCCAAACUUUGCAUCGUCGAAGCUGAGAAAAUUGUCCAGGCCGGUGAACUGGAUCCAAACGAUGUCCAUGUACCCGGUCUCUUCGUACAUCGGAUUGUCCAAAGCCAAGAGAAAACGCCAAUCGAAAAAGUAAUCUACCAGAACGACGAGGUUUCGAAUCCAGCUGCAGAAUUACGCCAUCGCAUCGCUCGACGAGCUGUGCUGGAAUUCAGAGAUCAUAUGAACGGUGCGUUUUGUCUUAAUAGCCAUUUUUGCAAUGGUUCUUAUCCUGUUCCUGGAGAAGAGGAUCCAGAUUUGAUUAAUGCCGCCAAAGAAUCGAUAACUGUUAAGCCUGGCGCGGCAUAUUUUUCUACCGUCGACAGUUUCGCGAUGAUACGAAGCGGUAAAAUCGAUUUAGCCAUCAUGGGUGCGAUGGAGGUAUCCCAGUUUGGCGAUCUGGCAAGUUGGUUCAUACCGAGUCAGAUGAUCAAGGGUAUGGGUGCUGCAUUUGAUUUCGCAAGCGCCUCUCGCAGUGUUGGCGGACAUACAAGGCUCGUGGUCUGCAUGGAACAUUUGGCGAAAGGGGGCAAACAGAAGAUUGUGGGCAACUGCCAGUUGCCGUUGACUGGCCGGCGCGUAGUGGACAUGAUCAUUACCGAAAAGUGCGUCUUUAGGGUUGAUCCGGAAGACGGUCUUUUGCUUACCGAGAUCGCUGAGGGCGUCAGCAUCGAAGAAAUCAUCUCUGCGACGGCACUCUGUCGAUGCGAACCUUCACCGCUUCAUAUUGGUGUCUUGGAUAUAACUGCUGUUCGUGAUAUGUCUAUAGUAUUUUCAUAUUUGUAA